This is a messenger RNA of Coccidioides posadasii C735 delta SOWgp, 3496 nucleotides long. Lineage: Eukaryota; Fungi; Ascomycota; Eurotiomycetes; Onygenales; Onygenaceae. The record is from RefSeq and is a predicted model, not a curated record.
AACUCUCUCUACUCUUCAAAAUGCCGAAAUUCGUUCCAAGGCAACGGAAACAUAAAGUUCUAGCUAGGGAGGGCAAAGCAGCUCUCCCACAAGAGGAUACAAAUGCCGCCGAAGUCCUGCCGGUUUCAAAGGUGGAGAGGGAAGAAAAGAUGAGACUUCUGAGGGAAGAAUUGAGAGCGCAACAGCCGAAAAUAUCUGGCAAGAAGCAGAAGCGCCUGGAUAAAUAUAUUGAAAACAAAUUAAAAAAGGACGAGAAUCAGGCACUUAUCAAGAAGCUCGCCAAAUCCAAGAUAGAUACCUCUCAGCUUCAGAGCUCACGGAACCUAGGCAAGAAAAAGAAAGAGACCCACAUCCGAAAUGGAGUGCAUGAGGAAGCCGUUAGCGUCGGAGGGCCGAAGUCUACACAAGAAAGUACUGGCGAAACCGAUUCUGAAGAUGAGGCCAUCCUCUGUGCAGGGAAGAAUUCUAGGGACGUCCUGGCUUCAGCCGUCGCUCCAAAUGUACGAAUGGGAAGUGGUUUAAAGCGGCCUUUGGAGAUUGGCCCAGAUGGUUACCCUAUACUCAAGAAGCGGAAGAAACGUGUCCGAAAAUUUGAGCCAGUUGAGGAGGAUGAGCCCGAGUGGGAAGGGUUCGAUUCUGAGGAUUCAGCGUCACAAUCGGCCGCGGUUGUAGACGCAGAGCCAAAUGCAGAUGAAAAGGCGAGCAGUGACUAUGAUGACGAAGAAGUGUCUGGAGAUGAUUCUCCGUCCGAUGAUGAGAGCAGCGAUGAGGACGAUGAAACCUCUGCUGGGUUGGAAAACGAGGGGACAUUGAAGAAAAAGAUUCGUCCGCGACAGUCUGCAUUCAAGGCCUGGGCUGUGCAGCAAAUCAACGACGCCGCUGGUUUCAAGCCAACGCACCACCUCCCUGCCCCCAUUCUGGAAGAAGUGUCGCAAGCAAUUAAGGAGACGAGGCCUACCGUUCAAGUUGAAGAUGAGCCUUUACCGCCAGAACUUCAAAUAAGCCAGGCAAAUCUCGACAGAAAAGCCUUUUCUGUGAACGUUAGCCGCCCCGAUGACAUCCAGGAAGCUCGUCUAAAGCUGCCAGUAGUCGGAGAAGAGCAAAAAAUCAUGGAGGCCAUCCAUAACAAUUCAUGCAUAGUGAUAUGGGGGGCAACAGGAAGUGGAAAAACCACUCAACUUCCACAAUUUCUAUUUGAAGCAGGGUAUGGAAACCCAGAAAGUGACAACCCCGGCAUGAUAGGUGUAACACAACCGAGAAGGGUCGCAGCGGUCAGUAUGGCGAAACGAGUGGGUGAGGAAUUAGGGCAGUUUUCCGAUCGAGUGUCUUAUCAAAUUCGAUUUGACAGCACUGUAUCCACCAAGACUGCAAUCAAGUUCAUGACAGACGGUGUCUUGAUACGAGAAAUAGCGCAAGAUUUCUCGCUGUCCAAAUACUCCAUUAUAGUGAUUGACGAAGCUCACGAGCGAAGUGUGAAUACUGAUCUACUCAUUGGUAUGGUCAGUCGAAUAGUGGACCUGAGGAAAUCCAUGAGUGCAGACAAUCCAUCCGUAAGACCGCUGAAGCUGGUCAUUAUGUCUGCUACCCUCCGAAUAUCAGAUUUCAUCCAAAACCCGAAUCUGUUCAAACAGGGAACACCGCCCUUAGUUCAAGCAGAGGGUCGCCAGUAUCCUGUCACUGUCCACUUUGCACGCCGGACUCAUCGAGAUUACGUUGAAGAGGCAUACCGCAAGAUCUGCAGAGGUCAUAGAAAACUUCCUCCAGGUGGCUUUCUUGUUUUCUUAACCGGCCAGGGCGAGAUCAAGCUGCUCGCAAAGAGACUCAGGCAAGCAUUAAAGUCCACCCAUGCAUCCGAUGGUUUACAGGCAAAGGUUCAAAUAUCCGCCGCAGAAGCAUCUAUAGAAGCUGAAGAUAUUGAGCUUGGUGAAGAACAUUUGAGGCUUGAGGGCGAAGAAGACGAUGCAAGUGAUAUCGAAAUCGAAGGACUCGACGAUAAUGAGGACGAAGAUGAGUUUGAUCAAGAAGAGGGGGCAAUGGAUUCAACGACCAAAGUCCAUAUCCUGCCUCUGUACUCACAACUGCCAACGAAAGAACAGCUCAGAAUAUUCGAACCGGUGCCAGAAGGCUCGAGACUUAUAGUAUUAGCGACAAACGUUGCUGAGACUAGUUUGACUAUCCCUGGAAUCAGAUAUGUCUUUGACUGUGGUCGAUCCAAAGAGAAGCAGUAUGAUACUUCUACAGGCGUACAGAGCUUUCAAAUUGGAUGGAUCAGUAAAGCUAGUGCUAGUCAGCGUGCUGGACGCGCUGGUAGAACUGGGCCUGGUCAUUGCUACAGGCUAUAUUCCUCGGCGCUGUACGAGGAAGCAUUCCAAGAAUAUACCGAGCCGGAAAUCCUUCGGACGCCGAUAGAGGGCGUAGUUCUGCAAAUGAAAUGUAUGGGAUUGCACCAUGUCAUUAAUUUCCCAUUCCCAACACCACCAAAUCGUGCUGCGCUAGCUAAAGCGGAAAGUUUGCUUCGGUACCUCGGCGCGUUGGCAUCGGACGGUCAAAUAACAGACAUUGGUCGCCACUUAACAUUAUAUCCACUGAGCCCAAGGUUUGGCAAGAUGUUGCAUAUCGGUCACCAGCAUGGCUACACCGCUAGAGAGCACCGAAAGAAAGCUUACCACAAAGCUCAUCGCAUUUUUAGCAAGUAUGACGACAAAGCUGAUACUUUGAAGUUCCUUGCUGCGGUUUGCGCAUACGCAUACGCCCCUGAUGGAGAGUCAUUCUGCUCACAGAUGUUCCUCCGUUCGAAUGCAAUGAAAGAAGCCGCUCAGCUCCGUCGCCAAUUAUCGGAGUUGGUCCGCGUGAAUAAACCUGGUUUGCUUGGUUCCUUCGAAUCUCGCCUGCCCGAGCCAUCAGACAAGAAAAUCCGAGCGUUAAAGCAAAUAACUGCAGCGGGUUUCAUUGAUCAAAUAGCAAUUCGUGCAGAUACAGCACCCGUACCUCCAGUAAUGGAACGGAAGCCAAAACGAGCCAUUGAUGUUCCCUACUUUACCCUCUUCGCAUCCCGAGAGGGACGGGCAAAGGAGUUAGAAGAGAAAGCUGUAUAUCUUCAUCCUUCAUCCAAUUUGGCCAAACUAUCACCCAACGAACUUCCUCAAUAUCUGGUGUACUCACACCUACAGCAAUCAACGCCGACGUACAUUGGUGACGUUCCCAAAGUACGCAUGUUCCCCUUGACCCCUGUCAGUGGUUUGCAAUUGUCGGCGUUAGCACAGGGUACGCCGCUAAUCCAAUAUGGAAAACCUAUUGGAAAGACGGAUUCUCUGGGAGGUGCACCCGAGAGAAGGGAAUGCUGGGUCAUCCCUUCAAUGGUUGGAGAGCCCGGGAGCGUAGGAUGGCCUCUACCCGCAAAAAAGGUAAUUCAAAAGAAGGAUAGAAAAGAAGGAUGGGUGAUCGAACGAUUUGUUUAGCGAUAGAAUUAAGCUUAUAUGUCGGUUGUAUUUUUUGG